AUAAACAAAGAUGACUAAAUAAGCAUGGCAAUCUGCUCUGCUCCGACACAGCAGAGUGGGAAGGAUGCCAAGCCACAGCAAUUGCAGAAGAGACUGUGUUUAGUUUGGGAAGGGAUGUCUCGGAAAGUUCCCAGAGCCACAAAGGAGUGAGGAUGGAGAUAGUUCUGAUACAUCGCCCAAGGGGCCAGGAAGGAAAGAGACCCUGAGUUUUGGAACCUGAAGACCAGGGUCCAAGAUCAUCUGUGCUACUUACUUGCUGCUGUGAGAGCUGCAGGGACCUCUCACCUCUCAGCCUUACCACACUUUUCCUGUGGAAUGGGGACUGUGGCCAUCCUUCUCUGAGUCACCGGGAGUGAGGACACAAUGGCCCCAGUGGUUGUUGUGAAACAGCUUCGUCCUUAACAUCACCUAUAAGGACACCCGUUGGCAGGUUCUCCCAGGCCUCGCGACCCUACCCCCAGCGCCUGAGAGGUCAACACACGAGCGCACAGACGUCCAGCGUGAGGCACCCAGGACGCAGCCAGCAUGAACUGGGCGUUUCUGCAGGGAAUCCUGAGCGGCGUGAACAAGUACUCUACCGCCCUGGGCCGCAUCUGGCUGUCGGUGGUCUUCAUCUUCCGGGUGCUGGUGUACGUGGUGGCCGCGGAGGAGGUGUGGGAUGACGAGCAAAAGGAUUUCAUCUGCAACACGAGGCAGCCCGGCUGCCCCAAUGUCUGCUACGACGAGUUCUUCCCCGUGUCCCACGUGCGCCUCUGGGCCCUGCAGCUCAUCCUGGUCACGUGCCCCUCCCUGCUCGUGGUCAUGCACGUCGCCUACCGCGAAGAGCGCGAGAGGAAACACCGCCGCAAACAUGGGCCCAACGCCCCAGCCCUGUACAGCAACCUGAGCAAGAAGAGAGGAGGCCUGUGGUGGACAUACUUGCUGAGUCUCAUCUUCAAGGCCGCGGUGGACUCGGGUUUCCUCUACAUCUUCCACCGCAUCUACCAGGGCUAUGACAUGCCCCGAGUGGUAGCUUGCUCUGUGGAGCCCUGCCCCCACACCGUGAACUGUUACAUCUCCCGGCCCACGGAGAAGAAGGUCUUCACCUACUUCAUGGUAGUCACGGCGGCCAUCUGCAUCCUGCUCAACCUUAGCGAGGUCACCUACCUGGUGGGCAAGAGGUGCAUGGAGGUCUUCCGUCCCCGGCGCCGGAAAGCUUCUAGGAAGCAGCAUCUACCGGAUACAUGCCCGCCCUACGUGAUCUCCCAAGGAGGUCACCCUCAAGAUGAGAGCGCCGUCCUAACAAAGGCCGGGAUGGCCUCAGUGGACGCAGGCCGGAGCUCCAACCAUCACCAACACCGCCCUCAUCUCACAUGGGACUUGCCAACUGAUGCCCAUCAUCCCCCCAGAACUGCGGACCCUCGCAAGGCAGGAGCGGCACCCACCCAGCAUCACAUAUAUAGUAAGAGGAAAGUAAAUUCUCACUGAGGUGACCACCGCAAAGAAUUGCUGCCCCACCAAUAUCCCCGCCAUUCUUCUGCCCUUCCUAUUUAAACAGAACUCCAGAAUUCAGUCCUACUGGACAUACCCAUCUCUACACUUGUGCCGGCUCUGUUGGAGCAGCCCCCACAACCAGAGGGAGGCCUUUGUGGACUCCUGCCCUUCCGCCCUCCUUGAUCUCCUCUGGCUGUUGGCCAUGGUGGCAGCCUCUCCAGUUUCUUCACUCUUAAACUUUCUAGCCCAUUCUGUGUAUCUACAUCCUGUUUCUCAGAAGGAGAACCUCCCCUUGCAACUGCCUCCAAGCCUACAGACCCCAUCUCCCUCCAUGCUUUCCCUCGUACAGGGAAACAGCUAGACCUACACCAGCUAAUUGUCCAAGUUCUCCCCCACCCCAGUCCAUUUCUCUGGACUCUUUGACCCCUACCUCUCUCUGCCCACUUAAGUCUUCUCAGAUCUCUCCCACCUGGUCCUUCCUUGACCCCAUGACCCCCGCAGCUACCUCCCUUUUUCUGGCUUUCACAACCAUCCAUCCUUCUUCACCACCCACUCCCUCGCCUACUCCCUGCGAUCUAUCUCAGCUCCAUCACGUCUCUCAACCUCCCUACCAAUGCCAGUUUCACCUACUAUUUGUCACGCAGCCCAGUGGAAGCUCUGCAGGCCCUGUCUUGCCUGAUGGGGCAUUUAAGGAUACAUGGCCUUUCUUCUGGAAAUUCUUGUUCACGCCGUGACUCCCUUCUUUGUUCCAUCCACCCAGCACUGUUCCUGUCCCUUCAGUUGGGGUUCUGCAGGUCACACCUAACCACAUCACCUGACUCCUUGUCUCCAGAUGAAGCCACUCAGGUUUCAGUCAUGUUUUCAACGGUUUCUAAGAAAAGCAUAUAAUGGCAAAACUUAGGGAGAGAGGAGAUGCUGGUUGAAAAGCUACUGUGUAAAAGCCUCAUUUGAAACAAGAGAGAUGAGAGUCAUCAGUCCUAGAGGAGCAGAGGCCGGCAACAAGCAGAAGAGAGGUCCUAGAUAGUCUCCAGAUUUGAGUCACCACUGUGACCCCAAGGUACCCUGCCCUUCAUGUGCCCCAACAAGCCAAGAAAUUCUCCUUCAUGACAAACAAGUCAUAUCUGUCGUUUGUAAGUGUCUUGACUUGGGGGAUGGAAGGAUGGCUCAGUGAUUAAGGGCACUGUCUGCUCUUGCAGAGGAUCUGAUUUCAGUUCCUAGAACCUACAUCAGACAGCUCACAACCACCUGCAACUCCAGCUCAGGGGGAUCUGGUGCCCUUUCCCGUCCUCUGUAGCCCCCUAUAUACAC
Messenger RNA from Meriones unguiculatus (Mongolian gerbil), 2781 nucleotides. It is a transcript of the gene Gjb4, whose product is annotated as gap junction protein beta 4. NCBI's taxonomy places the organism in Eukaryota, Metazoa, Chordata, Mammalia, Rodentia, Muridae. Gene Ontology annotation, biological process: cell communication. Gene Ontology annotation, cellular component: connexin complex. Bases 526 to 1467 code for a protein of 313 amino acids. Gene Ontology annotation, molecular function: gap junction channel activity. The record is from RefSeq and is a predicted model, not a curated record. The transcript has 3 exons.